GAACGAAACGCAUCAGCCGUCUCCGCCGCCGCCGUCGUCGUUUCCGGUCGGACGACUUAUUAUUUACAUCCGUUUUUUACCUGUAGUAUUAAUGCGUUUUUUUUUUUGCUACCGCGAGAUGUAAUUUUGUGCUUUUUUUUAACGCUUCCCACAAAAUAAAGAAACCGUAUCGUUUUCUACUGUGUCGACCGUGUACCAAUAAAAUAACAGCCGUUAAUUAUUCGUUGUCAUUCGUAUUUCCGUAAUAUCAUCCAGGCACCCGGCGGACCGGAUGUAAAUACAUUCGUUUUUAUCGAAACGAUUAUAUUUCAAAAUUGGCCGCGUCAAGCAGAACCCCGUCCGUGCAGUAGCCGCCGGCGAGACCGACUCGCUGGACUCGCACAAGGAUAUUAUGCUCAAUAGCGAUCCGUCUUCAGACAUAGACAACCGUACGGAUCAAGUAAAAAUGGCCACCGAUGCCGGAAGCCCCCGAAGAUUGGGACUUAACCUGAACUUAAGCGUACAACCGCACGCUUACCACUGGCCACACUCGACGGUCGUGGACGGUUCACCCACGAGAUCCAACGGCGGGGGCACAGACGAAGAGGACGAUCGGGACGCCAUGAUGGACGACGAUGAUGACUGUAGACAAGACGAAGACUGUACACCCGAAGAAGAACAAGACAUACUCGAGAUGCAGCGCGAAGAACGUGAAACCCUCAAUCAAUUGGCCAGGCAGUUAGCGUCGGGAUCUAGGUUGAUGGCACCUAUGCUUCAACAUUUGGUCUACCAGCACCCGGGCCUGUCCGUACCAUCAUCCCUACAGUCACAUCAGCCACAGACACCUUCUUCCAGUGGUCCAACUUCCGGUGCUAUUUCCCUUUCUACCUCGCACAGACUACCUAUGGUCGCCGACUUAUCCCCUAAGUCCAGUCAUUCGGGCGACACUCCAGGAUCCGGUCAUCCAGCGGACGUCCAUUCGCCGUCCUUGGGUCGAAACAACGAAGCCCAAUCGUGGACGUUCGAGGAACAGUUCCGACAGCUUUACUCGGCUGGCAAUGAAUCGGAUAGGCGCAGUUUUCUGGAUUCGCUGUUCAGUUUUAUGCAAGAACAAGGUACUCCAAUAAGCCGCCUUCCCAUAAUGGCCAAACGUGUGCUGGAUUUGUACACUUUAUACAAACUAGUGGUGCAGAGAGGCGGAAUCGUAGCGGUCAUCACCAAGAAGUUGUGGCAAGAGAUCAUCCGUGGUUUGGGUUUACCUCCUUCAAUAACCAGUGCAGCGUUUACAUUGCGAACACAGUACGUUAAAUAUUUGUACGCCUACGAAUCUAGGAUGAAUCAGUUUAGCACGCUGGACGAGUUGAACAUGGCUAUCGCGGGGAACAGGCGGGAGGGCAGGCGAAACAAGUCGCUCAUGUACUCGGAUAUGCCGCCACCGCCACCGGGACACCAUCCGCAUCACUCUCACGCCGGCACGCCGACUUCCAGUCACCACCAUCAGCAUCCUCAACAUCAUUACGCCAACGUGCUGGCCGUCGACGACAGGUUCCGGCACUUGGCAGCCGCCAUCAUCGACAAUCACAAUCAUGCGGCUGCCGCCGCAGCUGCAGCGGCUGCAGCGGCCGCGGCCACAUCGGCAACGGGUAAUUCGACAAGCAGCGAGCAUGCGAAGCUGCGAAAACCUCCUAGCCCGCAGUUGCAAGAUUGCAAAACUUCGGCAGUACCCAUAUUGCAACAGGCCCCGCCGCAACCGCCACCACCCAUCCCGUCCGCAAUAGUACCGUCGUCGCUGUUCAACGGACACCACAACUCGUAUCACCAUCACCACCACCAACAACAACAACAUCAACAGCAGCCACAGCAUCAACAACAACAACAGCAGCAGCAACAACAACAUCAGUCAGUGCCUCCUCCCAGUGUGCUCCAAUCCACCGCCGAUCAAACCAACAAACAAAGAGAACUUCUCAGUAUGCUUAUGUGGAUGGACAUAGUCAGAGCAAAUCAAACGGGCCUGCCCAGACUACCAAUACCGAGUGUACCGACUAGUCCUUCGGCUUAUACGGCGGCGGCCGCUCUGAAUUUAUCGCCCGCCUACAAGAGUCCUAUGAUGCCGGCCGUGGCGGUGGUGCCGGAGCAAAGCGAAGCUCUUAAUCUGGGCAAAAAGCGAUGUGCCACGACAAAUAACAACAACAACAACAAUAGCGAAGACGACGACGAAGAAUCGUCAGGAAAACGGAUCAAGACCGAAAGGUCUUCGCCGCCGGUCAGUUGCUCCAGCGGGAUCGGCGAACCGGAAGAAGGUGGAUUUAUAGGAGGAGAGGAAGAAGAAGAAGAAGACGACGCCGUGGAAAGAGUAGAAGGAGCUGACGAAGAAGACCUGACGACCUCGGCUAUGGCCAGAAGUCCCUUGAAUUCCUUACACGGCUAUCAGAACAACUCGAGGCGAACUUCACCAGUCGGAUGCAAUAGCUCACAAGACGAUGUCGUCGAAAUGGACAUCAACACUUCGCCUUCGGGUCUUUCCGGCAACAAAGGUUUGGCGAUAUGCGUGACACGGAGAACGAAAAACGGCAUUUACAGAGGUCAACUUACCAAAAGCAACGCGUUGGUCAACGGAGGAUUGAACAACAACACUAAUCCUUUUGUUUUGCAUUUAAACGGCGACCUGUACACCGGACACUUGCAGUUACAGCAAGCCGGCAGCAAUUGAACCAGACUGGGAAAUCGACGAUCCUAUGACUAUUGAUUAUAAUAAUGUGUAAUACUAUAAUAGUGUUAAAAAAAAAAAUAGCGUACGCGUACCGCGCAAAAGACUAAAUCGUAGCAUCUAACCGAUGCUGACUAAUAAUAGUAUUAUUUAAUUUACAUGUAUAUACUUUAUAUUAUAAGCUUUCGACUGAUUUAUUAUUGUAAUUGGUGGAUUAAUUUAAUCAUCGGUCUCAAGGUUGCAAAAUACAUAAUAACGCCAAAAAUUAUGUCAAUACUUUUGUCGAGUCUAAGAAGCAACCCAUGUUAUACAUAAACACGUUUUAUCGGUCCCACUCAGCACACUUGUCGACCGUGCAUUUCAUAUACUACUAAAUAUUUACAAAAUAUUAUUUCAUAUAACUUUUUUCUAAAAUAAUUUUGUUCAUGAUUAUACAUAUGUAUUGUAAUAAAUGUUGGUUCCGUCGAGGUGUAUAAUUAUUGCAGCGAGGCGAGGAAAUGAAAAAAAAAAAAACGAGCAACACGUCGAUUUUUGUUUUGAUUUUUUUUGUUUAAAUUGAAAAAGUAAAACAAAUAUAAAUUCCAAAAAGCAUUUCUAACCGACAAACGCUGUCACGGUCGUUGUUGGGCCUCUAUUCGGAACCUUUUUUUUUUGCUACUCACCCGGCGCACAUCCAUUCGGGUCCAGCGCUUUUUGUGAGCGUUUGUUAAACAAACAAAAGUAUAUAUAAUAACAGUAUAUAUACGUAUAACGUCUGUUUAUGAUAGCAAAGGCCGUAAAAAAAACAUUAUUAUCACAAAACAAACGUUUUGUGGAAUAUGUAUAUAUUAUAUUUGUGUCUUAUGUAUUUUGAUAAAGCUUUCUAUUAUGUAACAGUAGUAAACCUAAUAAUUACUAUAUAAUACGCUUUUACUGAAGAGUCGGCAAAAAAUGAAUAUUAUGUAAAUUAUGCAUUGAAGUGUAAUUUUUUGUAUCUUAUGAAAUACAAUUGAAAUUAUAGAAUUUGCAUAUUAUUACUGGUAGAAAACCUAAGUUGUAUGCUAGAGUAUAACAAUAUUAUGUAAAAUAGUAGUUUUUAUUAUUUUUUAAAUUAGUUCCUAUAUUAAAUUCAAUUGGUUAGAUUCUUUUUUAGUACAUAAAUUUAUUUGUCAUUUUGAUCACAACAUAAUACAAUUUGUGUAAUGGGCGAAGAUCUCAUGUACAAAAAUAACUGUAGGUAUAGGUACGCUUCAAAAAUUAUUAAUAAUAACUAUCAUAGAUAAUACUUUAUACUACUAAGAGAUGUACUAGUGUGUAUUAUAUACAUAUUAUAUUAAAUGGUAUAUAUGGUUAAGUAAUAUCCCGAGUAGAUUAUACUCGAUUAGUUUUUCCGUUUGUUAAAUGUAGUGUAUUAAUAAUUAUCAAUGUAUUGUAAUCAUUAAUAUCGUUGUGUAAUUGGACAUUCGCGUCAAUUUCGCUUAAAUUAAU
Molecule: messenger RNA, 4153 nt
Organism: Adelges cooleyi (spruce gall adelgid)
Lineage: Eukaryota; Metazoa; Arthropoda; Insecta; Hemiptera; Adelgidae
Product: AT-rich interactive domain-containing protein 3B-like
Exons: 10
Coding region: 392-2689 (765 amino acids)
Biological process (GO): regulation of transcription by RNA polymerase II
Cellular component (GO): nucleus
Molecular function (GO): DNA binding
Source: RefSeq, a predicted model, not a curated record